Molecule: messenger RNA, 1435 nt
Organism: Linum trigynum
Lineage: Eukaryota; Viridiplantae; Streptophyta; Magnoliopsida; Malpighiales; Linaceae
Source: the annotation of a GenBank genome assembly
GGUAGGCCGUUUUGUUCAUGGACUAAGUUGUAAAAGCCCAGCAAAGGGACGGGCCCAGUAGUGAGCCCGUUAAACGCCAAAGCAGACUCUUCGUUAAGUUGGGAAAAGAAAAUUGAUUAGUCGGAGUUUUGUUCUUUCUUCUUCUCCAGCAGCAAAUCUGUGACGGAUCUUCAGCUCAAGCGCUUCCUGCUUGCGACCUGUAAUCGAAAAUGUCCUCCGCGGCUGAUUCCACCAACCAGGCGGCUGUCGCUAGGAAGCCGAAGACUCCGUUCAAGUUCUUGAUUCCGCUCAUCUAUGCUCCAGUUCUUCCACUAAUUCGACUGUCACUGCGUAGGAAUCCGGUCUUGAGGGACAGGCUGUUCACUGCUGUGUUGGCUGGUGCCUUUAUUCAUGGUGGUUACUUGGUGACCGAUUUAUACGACGCAGAGAGCAAGUGAAGAUCGAAAGACAGCAUGGAGGAGCCUGGUUCCUGAGUCCCAUUUUACACACCAAAUUGGUUUUGUUCAAUUGAUACUGUUGUAUUCUCAGGGAUAGUUUUGUAGCCUGAUGAAUUCUGUUUUGUAAUUCGAUGCCUGUCGAAAAUAAUACUAGAGAUACGAAUAGAGGCCCACAUUUUGCUGUGACAUAGACUUGCUAGUCCAUGAACAGGUAAAAAACAACUCCUCAAAACGCUGAGACCUACCAUUUUCAUCAAGGGUUUGGCUCCAGAUGAUGGUUGACAGAUGAUUGUGGACAUAUUCCGUUAGCAUCAUACGACUUGAUUCUAAUGUCUGUCUGCAUCAAGGAAAUCUCCAGCCGAAACCUUGAUUGUGAGAUGCAGUAGGGUGCCUCUGGCAUUUGUUUCAUGUGUUUCUCACAAGUUGGAAGAAAGAAAACAAAACACCAGAAAGCGCGCAAUUUGACGGUGAGCAUGGCGCCACCACCCACCACUACCUUUUGGCCGAGCCAGAACCACCACCACCGUUUGUAAUUUUCUGCGCUUUUUUCAUACCGACGGAAACACCUUCAUGAGAAACCGCUGCUUCUCUCUUUCUGUCAAUUCUUGACAAUCAAUGUUUGCUUGUCCUGAUUAGCCCUUUGAAAAGCCUCGAAAUUUCCGGUCCAGCACUUUAGUUUCAUUCAUUGCUUCUUCCCGGCAAUUUCCGUCACCACAAUUCCCCCCCGCCGGCUGCUCUGCUACCGGCCAAAUCCGCCCAUUUUUUCCGUCUAUCACUAUAGUUAGAACGUAGGAAAAGAAUAUAGAAUAUAGUCGAGGCAUCAAUUAGCCGCAUUUUGGGAACUAUAGUGAUUGAAUUGUCACCGGAACCAAAUUUUGGUCCGUAUAAGUCAAUGGUAUAAUAUUUUAUGCUUAACUUGUAGUUUAAUGUUCAUUCAACUAUUUCAUACGGUAAGGUUUACACUGAUUUUAUUUUUUUAAUAAAGGUGAUAUUGAUUU